Molecule: messenger RNA, 546 nt
Organism: Ailuropoda melanoleuca (giant panda)
Lineage: Eukaryota; Metazoa; Chordata; Mammalia; Carnivora; Ursidae
Product: olfactory receptor 52N1-like
Exons: 1
Biological process (GO): G protein-coupled receptor signaling pathway
Cellular component (GO): plasma membrane
Molecular function (GO): olfactory receptor activity
Source: RefSeq, a predicted model, not a curated record
AAUGCAGUCAUUGCCAGGGCUGGACUCCUCACUUUUCUUAGAGGUGUGAUUCUUGUUAUCCCUUUCCCUUUCCUCACCAAGCGCCUGCCAUACUGCAGGGGCAAUGUCAUACCUCACACUUACUGUGACCACAUGUCUGUGGCCAAGAUAUCCUGUGGCAAUGUUAGGAUCAAUGCUGUCUAUGGUUUAGUGGUUGCCCUUCUGAUUGGGGGCUUUGAUAUCUUGUGCAUAACAAUCUCCUACACCAUGAUCCUUCGAGCAGUUGUGAGUCUCUCAUCAGCAGAUGCCCAGCAGAAGGCCUUCAGCACAUGCACUGCCCACAUAUGUGCCAUUGUCAUCACCUAUGUCCCAGCCUUCUUCACCUUCUUUACUCACCGGUUUGGGGGACACACUAUCCCUCCACACAUACACAUUAUUAUGGCUAAUCUGUAUCUGCUCAUGCCUCCCACAAUGAACCCUAUUGUGUAUGGGGUGAAAACCAAACAGAUACGAGAAAGUGUCAUUAGAUUCUUGCUUAAGGGAAAAGACAGUUCUCAUAACAUUUAA